Messenger RNA from Exophiala aquamarina CBS 119918, 954 nucleotides. RefSeq lists its product as uncharacterized. The coding region runs from base 1 to 954 and encodes 317 amino acids. The record is from RefSeq and is a predicted model, not a curated record. NCBI's taxonomy places the organism in Eukaryota, Fungi, Ascomycota, Eurotiomycetes, Chaetothyriales, Herpotrichiellaceae. The transcript is spliced from 2 exons.
AUGCCCAAAUUCAAGUUGAUUGGCAGAAGACUUUCUGCAAUCGUCAAGCCGAGGUUGGAACAAGGCUCAACUGUAGUCAUCAUUCCAGCCAAAGCUCCUACAGAGUCCUCCUUUAUCAAUGCAGUAUCAUCACAACCACCAAACGCAGAUCUUUGCUAUACCGCACAUUUUAAUGCUCUAGAGCCAUCUCAACAACCUUUAUAUACGGUUGAACGGCUUUCAAUACCAGUCAGCCGAGAAUUUGUUCGAGGAUUUUUGCAUCUCCCACCUAGCUACUCUGCACAAAACGCUGAAAGAGUGGCAGCAGCAGCAAUUCUCUGCUCUGGCGCUGGUGGUGGAGUAGCAGGACCAUGCGGCUCCUACAUUACAAUUGGCGACAAACUCGCCACUCUUAAUCAUGGUGUCCCAGUCCUCAGAGUGGACUACAGAUAUCCCGCAGACACGAAGCCAUGCUCUGAAGACGUGGUUGCGGCAAUGGACUACCUAGAGAAUACAUAUUCGAUCAGCAAGUUUGUCCUAGUUGGGUGGUCUUUUGGAGGAGCACCAGUCUUCACAGUGGCAGCGAAUGAGAAAGAACGGGUUAUUGCAUGCGCUACUAUUGCUAGUCAGACAAGAGCUGCAGGGGGGAUUCGACAACUAUCGCCUCGUCCGGUACUUCUCUUACAUGGGACAGACGAUACAACGCUCAGUCCACAAUGUUCCCGAAGCUUGUACAAUGCAUAUGGUGCCCAGGGAGACCGGACGUUGAAGUUGUUUCCAGGAGAUGAUCAUUCAUUGAGAGCAAGUUCUCAUGAAGCUGAGGCACUGCUUUGUAGAUUCAUCGCCAGAUGCAUUGGAAUUGAAGUUGAUGAGGAGCAACGGCAGCUGCUCGACAAGAGCUUGAUCGACGACGAGGAAAAAGUCGGAUUAAUGAAGAAGGGAGGAGAUCUUGACGGGCAGGAAUGUGUGUUUUGA